Molecule: messenger RNA, 2927 nt
Organism: Clarias gariepinus (North African catfish)
Lineage: Eukaryota; Metazoa; Chordata; Actinopteri; Siluriformes; Clariidae
Gene: hinfp
Product: histone H4 transcription factor
Exons: 10
Coding region: 318-1802 (494 amino acids)
Biological process (GO): regulation of transcription by RNA polymerase II; anatomical structure development
Molecular function (GO): RNA polymerase II cis-regulatory region sequence-specific DNA binding; DNA-binding transcription factor activity, RNA polymerase II-specific
Source: RefSeq, a predicted model, not a curated record
AUAUGACUAACCACAAAACUCCACAGCGGGAAGUGUCUUGCUCCAUUUAUACUGAAUGCGUAACACAAAACCCCCUUUAUACCGGCAGAGCCACUUUAACGUGUUUGUGCUAACUAGCCUGCUAGCUCAUCUUGGCUUUAUUUAAAGCCUGUGUUGUGUUAAAGCAACAGAAAAUGGGGUAACUUGUAUGGUGUUCAGAAACUAUUCGGCUCUAUUCACACCUGGAGUAUACUGGAGUCUUUCAUGGUUAUUUGUUCAGUGGCUAAUCUCUAAUCUCAUUCACAUUAGAGAGAUUUGGGGAAGGUUAACAUCCAGUGAUGGCUCCACCAGGCAAGCGUGCCCCCCGUAGAGAGGAGUUUGUGCUUGAGCUGGCUUGUGAGUGGGGCUCGUGCCAGGAGACAUUUGGUGGGAUGGAGGAGUUCUGUCAGCACGUGGAAAGGCAUUACCAAGAUCUCGCUGUGGAGAGUGAUGACCCAGAUAUACCAGAGGAGGUGCACAGCUGUCUGUGGCAGGACUGUGGGUUUUGCUCAGUGGCAUGUGAUGCAGAGUUGCUCAGGCACAUGCUCUUUCACUGCUACCACACCAAACUGAAGCAGUGGGGAUCAGCUAUGCUCAAGGCUGAUCCUAAAAUGGGUGACUGUUCAGUGGGUCUUCAGAAUCGCAACAUCGUGCCUGAAGUCCAGGAAAGCUUCCUCUGCCAGUGGGAGCAUUGUGAGACGAACAUGGAUAACCCAGAGUGGUUUUACAGGCACGUGGAAAUGCAUGCACAUUGUCUAGAGGUCAAUGAAGAGAAUGUAUUGUUCUGUGGCUGGAAAGAUUGUGAGGCCUCAUUUAAGGGGCGGUUUAAAUUACGAGAGCAUAUGCGGAGUCACACUCAGGAAAAGCUGGUGGCCUGUCCAACCUGCGGUGGAAUGUUUGCAAACAACACCAAAUUCUUCGACCACAUCCGACGACAGACCUCCAUAGAGGGACAAAGGUUUCAGUGCUCUCAUUGCUCAAAGCGCUUUGCUACUGAGAGGCUGCUGAGAGACCACAUGAGGAAUCACGUAAACCAUUAUAAGUGUCCACUGUGUGACAUGACAUGCCCUUCACCAUCUUCCCUGAGGAACCACAUCAAAUUUCGCCACAGCAACGAGAAACCGUACAGCUGUGACUACUGCGAGUACAGCUGUAAGAAUUUAAUAGACUUGCGAAAGCAUCUGGAAACGCACAGCAGUGAACCGGCCUAUCACUGUGACUUUGCUGAUUGUGACUACUCUACCCGCUCCCUGCACUCCAUCAAAAACCACUACAAACGUGUACAUGAGGGAGAUUACACUCCACGGUAUAAGUGCCAUGUGUGUGAACAGUGUUUCACCAGAGGCAAUAACCUCACUGCCCAUCUACGCAAGAAACACCAGUUCAAAUGGCCGUCGGGGCAUCCCAGAUUCAGAUAUAAGGAGCAUGAGGACGGUUUCAUGCGGCUGCAGCUGAUACGCUACGAGAGUGUGGAGUUGACUGAGCAGCUGAUGCGGGAGCGACAAGGCGAAGGGGACGGCGGUGAACCCAUUCCUCCAACACAACGCCUCCAGUCUGGGGAAGAGUCGAGGGAAACUGAGCUUUCUGUAACUGCAGACGAGAACACCAGACUUGGCACGAGAGCGGAUGGAGAAAGAGAUUGCAGAAUGCCAGAAGAUCAAGAGAACAUGCUGCUGGACCUCACAAGUGGUGCAUCUUCCUCAGAGCUGGAGUCGAAUAGGGAGGAGUCUGUGAUGCGACAAUUACAGGACACCGCUCAGAAACUAGGCAUGGAGGUGGUCUAAUUCUGGGCCCCAGAUUAAAGGAAGUUAAGUUAAUUAAAAAUGACUUGGUCAAGAGCAUCAGAUACAUUGCUUACCUCUUAUGCACUAUAGAAGAAAGAGAUUGGUUGUCUUAAGCAGUGUGUAGUGCAAGUGUGUAAAUGAGUGACAGAUUUAUCGCUAAACCAGCUUACAUUUUUAAAAUUUAAUUCCAGCUCAGCUUUGAGGAACGAUUCUCUUCCAGAUCACGUUCAGCACACUUUAAAGUGUUCCAGUAUAGUUGCUUUUGACUGGUUGGUUGAUUUGGUUAAAUUUUUAAACAGUUUCUAGCCCUUUUGUUAUCAUAUGUUAAAAGCACCUUAGAGUUUCUAAUAUUCAUUACAUUGCCAUGUAAUGGAUGUUUCUUGUUUCAGGGUUUUGUUUAAAUGUAAACGCAUGUCAAUCAGGUGAAAAAAAAACCAAUUGUAGUUCACCUCAAAGGCAGCUGCACACACUUAAAGUUACAAACUGCUGCAUUCAUUGAAACGAUACUACUGAUCAACCUUAAUAACAGUGCAAUAUGGUAGGGCAAGAUUAAUAAUCGACAUCAAGAGCAUCAAGGUAAUCAUACAGUGUCUGGGAUGCAUACUGUUUGCAUUGAUUCGAAGAGACAGGAUGAAUCUGACCAAGCAAGCUGCCCUUGAUGCUCCGCCUGUAUGCUCUACUUAGAAGUUGCUGGUAGUGUGACAAGAAGCAUAACCAAAUUUAGCACACAAAAUUAAUAAUGGGAAUGCUCACAUGGCAAUGUAAAUAAUGAAAACGUUUCUGUUUAUCUGCAUUGUGGUCAUUCAUUUGUUUGUUUUGAAAUGGGGGGGGGGGGAAUGUGUGUACGUAUGUACAGUAUAAAUGCAUUUUGUGGAUUGAAAAAAUUAUACAUAUUGCAAGGAAUCACUCAUAAUUUGGUUUAACAUUAUUUUAUUUUUGUAGAUAAACUCUUUAAUGAUCCUGAUGUGAUUCAGCAAUCGCUUCAUAGUGAGAAUAAAGAACAAAUGGUGAAGUUUUGGUGAAGGCCUGCUAUUAUGGAUCACUUUUUUCUUUUUUAAAAUAAAUGUAUAAAAAUUGUUACUGUAAAUGGCAUGGCAGCUAAAUAAAAAUCAUGUUUUUCAUCUA